Messenger RNA from Glycine soja, 1783 nucleotides. RefSeq names its product RNA-binding protein 1-like. The transcript is spliced from 2 exons. Gene Ontology annotation, molecular function: RNA binding. NCBI's taxonomy places the organism in Eukaryota, Viridiplantae, Streptophyta, Magnoliopsida, Fabales, Fabaceae. The coding region runs from base 115 to 1251 and encodes 378 amino acids. The record is from RefSeq and is a predicted model, not a curated record.
GAAGAGGGGUUUAGUUUAGUGUACUAGUGUUGGGAAGGAGGAAAGGAAACAAGAAGAGGAGGGGUUUUUGUUUUGGUGAUUGAAUUGGGGAUUUAGGGAUUGUGUACGGUAACAAUGAAUUUCAAGAUGGAUUCCGAUAGAGCGAAGCUGUUCGUAGGAGGCAUUUCUCGCGACACCACCGAAGACGUUCUCAAACUCCACUUCGCCAAGUACGGCGUCGUUUCCGACUCCACAAUAUCCGUAGACCGCACCACCCGAAGCCCUAGAGGUUUUGGCUUUGUCACUUUCUCCGACCUCUCCGCAGCUGAUAAAGCCCUCCAAGACACCCACGUCAUCCUCGGAAGAACGGUAGAAGUGAAAAAAGCGAUUCCCAGGAGUGAACAACAUCAACACCAAAACCAAUUACAGAGUAGAGUGGGUGGUUAUUAUAAUAAUAAUAAUAAUAAUAAUAAUAAUUAUAGUAAUGACUGUAGCAGUGACUACAACGUUAGGACUAAAAAGAUUUUUGUUGGGGGUUUACCUGCUGGUAUAUCUGAGGAGGAGUUUAAGAACUACUUUGAGAGGUUUGGUCGGAUUACCGAUGUCGUGGUGAUGCAGGACAGUGUAACUCACCGGCCCAGGGGAUUUGGGUUUAUCACUUUUGAGUCCGAGGAUUCCGUUCAAAACGUUAUGGUGAAGAGUUUUCAUGACUUGAAUGGUAGACAGGUGGAGGUGAAGAGGGCUGUUCCGAAAGAAGGGAACCAUGGCUAUGAUGGGUUUAGUAAAUUCAGAAAUAAGAGUGAAAGAGGAGUUCCUAAGAGUUUGCCUCCUUAUAGUCCUAGGAAUAUGUUCCCGGGUUUCUCACCUUCGCCGUGGUAUAGUGGUGAUGGAGUAUAUGCAUAUGGGUCUAAUGCGUAUGGUUGCUGGUACCCUGUGGGUGGGUAUGGGGGGAAUGGUUAUGCGGUUUUGUGUGAUGCUCCUAGGAACUUCUGGUAUGGGCCAAUGAUGACUGGUCCUCAGGCAUGUCAGGUGCCUUACACUAGUGCUGUUCCGGAUGUUGUGUAUGUGGGGGGUAGGAUUGGAGUAGUAGGUAGUGGUGCUGGAUCUUGGGGGUACAGUGGCAUUCUUGGACCUGCAACAAAUUUGAAAUUUGAUCAAGCUUUUAAUGCCAAUGGAUUUGUUCCUGGCAAUGUGACAUCACUUCAUGGUGUACAGCAGGAUGUUAUCGACUCGUCAAGUCUUAAAGGAAGCAAUGGUGGAAUUUCUAGUUGACAGACUAAAAGGGUCCUUCAACCUUAAUUCAUGUAGGUAAAUACUUACUGACUGCUUCAAGGGCUGUGAAAGGUUGGCAUAUUCUUUUGCUAGAUGUUGUAAGGGCUAGUCACUCAUUUUAUUUGUUUUAAUUUGUGAAGAUACCUUUUUAUGUGUCAUAAACAUGUAGUUUAGCAACUCUUCAUGUUUAGUUAUGGAUUUUUAUUAGAGGUUUCAUGCAUCUGUAAAAUAAUUCCCAUGCAAAUCCUUCUCUAUUGUUCUUUUAAUAUUUGUUCAGUGUGUGCCAUUUGAUUUUUUUGCUGUAUUUUUCUCCCGCAUCCACUAUCACAUACCAGUGCUUCAUGAGUCCUUUGCACCUUUGUUGAUUGAAAUGAGUAUUUUUGGUUCUUUGUUUGGCUUUUAGGUGAUUAGUUGUUUCCCUUAGAAUGCUGUUAGCUGAUGUGGCUCAUGGUGUUUGUUUGGGUUAUGUUAGUUAUAAAUCAUUUGAUGUUGACGUUGAUAGAUAAAAUUAUAAAUCAACUUUGAUCUGCCA